This is a messenger RNA of Durotheca rogersii, 3307 nucleotides long. RefSeq names its product recombinational repair protein. The record is from RefSeq and is a predicted model, not a curated record. The transcript has 2 exons. Bases 263 to 2671 code for a protein of 802 amino acids. NCBI's taxonomy places the organism in Eukaryota, Fungi, Ascomycota, Sordariomycetes, Xylariales, Xylariaceae. Gene Ontology annotation, molecular function: ATP-dependent chromatin remodeler activity; DNA translocase activity; ATP binding. Gene Ontology annotation, cellular component: nucleus. Gene Ontology annotation, biological process: double-strand break repair via synthesis-dependent strand annealing; reciprocal meiotic recombination.
UCAGCAAUGAUCACGUGGUUUGGUGUCAGGUUCCGACCCCCGCCGCUUCUCCAUCCAGGCAGCCGGGCGCGUCGCGCCUGCCGCCAGUCAACAAACAUGGCUGACUAAUCGAACUCGGUUCUUGAUGGGUGUGUCGAUUUUCCAUCCAGCGCCAGGCUUAGCGACAAAACAUCAAUCCUCGGCCUACUUGCUCUCGAAGCUGACUCCGUGAGCUGAUGCGCGCCCGGGACGUACCUGUGCGGAUACCGAUCGGUUGCGAAUAAUGGAGAAAGGUCCCCCUACGCCGGUGGUGAAACCGUACAACAAUCCAGGCAAACGCCUCCUUUCGCAGAAGUCCGUCGAUCAGCUGUAUAAGCCGUUCAAAUGCCCAGGCUCGGCCACCCGGACCCCAGCCACGGAUCGUCCGGCGAGGAAACGCAAGAAGGUCAACUACCAAGGCGCCGACGGUGAUGAUUCGGCCGACAAGCCAUACACAAAUGCCGACAGGCUAGCUCUCGCAAAUCGCGAUGUCAACCGAUUUCCCGUCUUCCAGGCCAAGGAUAAGGAAAAGGUCUUCAGGAAGGCCUUCGCCGUCCCUCUAAUCAACAAGAACAGCGCGUCGUACAACCCUAACCGACCGCCGCCUACCCUUGGCCUGAGACAGGGAGCGGUCUUCGUCGCGAAGCCGUUGCACGACCCGAGCGGGGAGUUUGCAAUUGUGCUUUACGACCCCACCGUCGAUGAUAAGCCCAAGAAGAUCGAGAAAGCAGGAGAAAGCCAGGUAGUGGACGCGGCCACCGAGAAGUUGGAUGCGCCUCUAGUGCACAAGAGCUUGGCUGAGAUUCUGGGCAUAAAAAACAAGGUCGACAAGGAUCACCCGCGAGUGCCGGUCGUUAUUGAUCCGAGGCUUGCCAAAGUGUUGCGCCCUCAUCAGAUCGAAGGUGUCAAGUUCAUGUACAGAUGCGUCACCGGCAUGAUCGACGAGAAGGCGAACGGCUGCAUCAUGGCCGACGAGAUGGGUCUAGGGAAGACGCUGCAGUGCAUUACCCUCCUCUGGACCCUCCUCAAGCAAUCGCCAGACGCUGGCAAGACGACCAUCCAGAAGGCUAUCGUUGCUUGCCCGUCUAGUCUGGUCCGCAACUGGGCCAACGAACUUACCAAAUGGCUUGGUGCCGAUGCUAUCACUCCCUUUGCCAUCGACGGCAAAGCAUCCAAGGAAGAACUUACGCGGCAGCUCCGCCAGUGGGCCAUCGCAAGCGGCCGCGCGGUCACUCGGCCGGUAAUCAUAGUCUCGUACGAAACCCUUCGGCUGAAUGUUGAGGAGCUUAAGAACACUCAAAUCGGCCUGAUGUUGUGCGAUGAGGGUCACCGGUUGAAGAACGGCGACAGCCAAACCUUUACCGCGCUCAACAAUUUGCAGGUCACGAGGAGGGUGAUUCUUUCCGGUACACCUAUUCAGAAUGAUCUUUCCGAGUACUUUUCGCUCAUCAGCUUUGCGAACCCUGGCUUGCUUGGUAACCGGCUCGAGUUUCGAAAACGGUUCGAGCUUCCCAUCUUGCGCGGCCGAGACGCCGACGCAUCGGAAAGCGAGCGCGCGAAAGGCGACGAGUGUCUAGGUGAGCUACUUGCCGUUGUCAACAAAUUCAUCAUCCGACGGACGAACGACAUCUUGUCCAAGUAUCUCCCUAUCAAGUACGAACAUGUCGUAUUCUGCAAUCUGGCUCCGUUCCAGUUAGAUUUGUACAACUACUUCAUCCAGAGCCCAGAUAUCCAGGCUCUGCUACGUGGCAAGGGGAGCCAGCCUCUGAAGGCCAUUACCCUUCUCAAGAAGCUCUGCAACCACCCGGACCUGCUCAACCUGUCGGAAGAUCUGCCGGGCUGCGAGCGGUUCUGGCCCGAGGACUACGCGCCGAAGGAGGGACGCGGCCGCGAUCGAGACAUCAAGCCGUGGUACUCUGGGAAAAUGCAGGUGCUCGACCGCAUGCUCGCGCGUAUCCGGCAGGACACUAACGACAAGAUCGUGCUCAUCAGCAACUACACGUCGACGCUCGACCUCUUCGCGCAGCUGUGCCGCAACCGGGGGUACGGGCACCUGCGGCUCGACGGGACGAUGAACGUCAACAAGCGGCAGAAGCUGGUGGACCGGUUCAACGACCCGGCGGGGGACGAGUUCGUGUUCCUGCUGUCGAGCAAGGCGGGCGGGUGCGGGCUCAACCUGAUCGGGGCGAACCGGCUGGUGCUGUUCGACCCGGACUGGAACCCGGCGGCGGACCAGCAGGCGCUGGCGCGGGUGUGGCGCGACGGGCAGAAGAAGGACUGCUUCGUGUACCGGUUCAUCGCGACGGGGACGAUCGAGGAGAAGAUCUUCCAGCGGCAGAGCCACAAGCAGUCGCUGUCGUCGUGCGUCGUGGACUCGGCCGAGGACGUGGAGCGGCACUUCUCUCUCGACAGCCUGCGCGAGCUGUUCCAGUACCGCGGCGAUACGCGCAGCGACACCCACGACACGUUCAAGUGCAAGCGCUGCCGGCCCGACGGCCGCCAGCACAUCAAGGCACCCGCCUUGCUGUACGGCGACACGAGCACGUGGAACCACUUCGCCAACGACGGCCUCAAGCUGAUCCAGGACCUGCUGCUGCGCCAGGAGUGCGGCGAGAACGAGGUCUCGGCCGUGUUCCAGUACAUCUCGCAUUAGUCGGAUCUGUCGUCCGGCGUGAUAAGAGGGAAAGAAAAGGGAGUUCGAGGACAGGGGAAAUGCAAGGGCGAGAUCGCCCCGGCGGGGUUAGACGUGGCUUUAUCAACAUAUAUGUAUAUAUGCCCAUGUACGACGACUUGGCGGUAUUUCCAAACGGCGUACGAGAAAAGGGGGAAUCGGGUCGGACAUGAAAUUCUUGCUUGCUUAGUCGACUCUGCAACUCCGCAGCCCACCUGCAUAGCGCCUGCGUAUAGAGAAAGAGACAGUUGCUCAUUCGAUCGCUUCUUCGCCUACUAGUCUUCCCUCUCUGACGUCGUGUUACAUUUGUUAGUAUUCGGUAAGGGAAGAGAAGAACAGAAAAUGGACGUUAAAUCGGUUUACGGCUAAGCUUCCCAUCAUCCGGAUGCCCUGGCCUCGGAAGAACGGCGGAUUGGGGAGGGGCAAGCUGAUGUAUGUAUAUAUAUACCCAGAAUGGGCCCUCUAGCUCACAUGGUGUCGUCGUCACCGUCGUCGUCGUCACAGCCCAGAUCCUGCGUAGUGCUACGAGCCCAUAGCGAGCCACUGGCCUCUUGUCAGCCGGCACAUGCACAUCCCGUCAUUCGUAUCUGGGAACGGCGAGCCACCCUCGCUCAAGAU